This is a messenger RNA of Paramecium sonneborni, 609 nucleotides long. The record is from the annotation of a GenBank genome assembly. NCBI's taxonomy places the organism in Eukaryota, Ciliophora, Oligohymenophorea, Peniculida, Parameciidae.
UUUCAAAAUUUAAUGAAUAAAAAACAAUAAGCCCCAGUAGCAUAAAAACCAGUUGGGAAAUAAUAAUAAGUGAAUAGAAAGCCAUAAGAUAGGUAAAAUGUAUUAUUAAAUGAUAGACCAGGAUUGACAGAAGAUGAAAUUGAAGAAAUAAAAGAAGCCUUCAAUUUAUUUGAUACAGAAGGUACAGGAAGAGUAGAUCCAAGAGAAUUAAAAGCUGCUAUGUAGAGUUUGGGAUUUGAUCAAAAGAAUCCAACAAUUUUCAAUAUGAUUGCUGAAUUAGAAAAUGAAGGAACUGAUAUAGAUUUUGAUUAAUUUUUAGAUGCCAUAACUUCAAAAUUAGGAAAUAGAGAAUCUAGAGAUGGUAUUAAUAAAAUAUUUGAUUUAUUUGAUGAUGAUGGUAGUAAUGCAAUCAAUUUGAAUAACUUGAAAAGAGUAUCAUAUUUAAAUUAUGCAAAUAUAGGUAGCUAGAGAAUUAGGAGAAACAAUGACAGCUGAAGAAUUAGCAGAAAUGUUAGAAAGAGCAGCUUCAAAUGGUAGAGAGAUUUCAAGAGAAGACUUUUACAAUAUUAUGGUCAAAAGAACAUUCUGAUAUAUAUAAUUCAUUUUAAC